UAUCCAUAAUUCUAUUUAUUUUUAUCUUUAUUUUUCACUAUUCCGUUUUACCUUUUGAUAUUAUUAAAUAAUAAAUGCAUAAAAUAUUCAAUAAUGUUUUUAAUUGAAAUUUCAUAUUAUCAAUAUACAAGUCUAACAUUACAAUCAAAUAGCCAAAAAAAUAACAACAAAAACAGAUAUAUAAAAAAAAUAGACAGUUGCAAAAUAUUGUUCUUUAUUUAUUCAAGUUUUUGUAUAAGAAUAUCAAACAUCCCAACAACAAAAAAAAAUGCAAAACAAAAUAUGUAUUUAACCUCUUUAUAUUGUAAUCAAAUUUAUAUAAUUGAUUAUAAUUACUAAAAAAAUCACAGAAAUGAAUAAAAACUAAAGCU
This is a messenger RNA of Ascoidea rubescens DSM 1968, 371 nucleotides long. RefSeq lists its product as uncharacterized. The transcript has a single exon. Lineage: Eukaryota; Fungi; Ascomycota; Saccharomycetes; Ascoideales; Ascoideaceae. The record is from RefSeq and is a predicted model, not a curated record. Bases 94 to 339 code for a protein of 81 amino acids.